Molecule: messenger RNA, 1286 nt
Organism: Zingiber officinale
Lineage: Eukaryota; Viridiplantae; Streptophyta; Magnoliopsida; Zingiberales; Zingiberaceae
Product: putative B3 domain-containing protein Os04g0347400
Exons: 6
Coding region: 332-1147 (271 amino acids)
Molecular function (GO): DNA binding
Source: RefSeq, a predicted model, not a curated record
CGUUUCCAAAGUCCUCCGGCAGGCCCACAUGGUCGUCGUCAUCUCUUCCCACAUUCCACUGCGCUCCCGUUCUUCUUCUUUAAGGGGUUUCGUGCCCUUUUCCAUGAAGGAAUCCGCAGCGAUUUCGAAUCCCUAGGCUUGGAUCCGAGUGUACCUUCGUCAAAUUGCAACAAUUUUAGAUUAUAUGAUGCCAUUGCCAUUGCCAUGCCAAACCUGGCCUCGCCGGCGUGACUAACCCUUCUCCGUUCAACCCUAGUCACGCUAGUCAAGGGCCAUCGUGGGGGCUGUUUGCCGUCGAACUUAGAGGGGAGAAAGAGAUCCUCGUUCAUCCAUGGCUGCAUCAUUUGAGAGAAAUGGCAUAAAUCCUUCAGCACACCCUCAUUUCAUUAAAAUACUGUCUCCUAAGUCCUUGAUUAUGCUUGCUAUUCCUCGUAAUUUCGUCAAGCACCUGGCCAAUAGUGAACUGAAAACAGCCACUUUGGUUUCACCAUGUCACACAUUUUGGCAUGUCCAGGUCCUGCAUAAUCAGGAUGAUGAGCUCGACAUGCAAUUUGGUAGAGGUUGGGAGUUAUUUGUGCAAGCUCACCGUCUCAAACCUGGCGAUGCUAUUCUGUUUCGUUACGAAGGCAACACGGUAUUUUCUGUGAAACUAUUUCACUCCGACGGAUGUUGCGUCUGGUGUGAUUGCAAUGAUCUAGAUUCUGCUCCAAGGUGUAUUGUGCAGGACCUGACAGUUAACCAUGAAAGUUUUAAGCAAGCAACAAAUACUGCAAACAAGGAGAGGAAGAAGAAUUCGGAGAACACAGGUGUCAAGGCCAAGGUAUCUCAGAAGAGAGUGAGGAACAAAGACAAACAACUUUCCAGAUUUGAAUGGAUACUUCGAUCUUAUAACGUUGAUCAAGCCAGGGCCCAAAUUUAUCUGCCGUAUCUGCCCCAAGGAUUGGUAUCUGCAGCGAAGUCAGAGAUCAUCUCCUUAGAUUGUCUUGGAAGGCUGUGGCCGGUUCGGCUCUGGGUUGGCAAGCAAAUCGCCAUAACCACCGGAUGGAAGCAGUUGGUGAGAGAGACCAAGCUUGAAGAAGGUGAUAAAUGUGUUUUUGAAACCAUAUCACAAGGGGUGUUGGGUCUUAAGAUCGAGAGGAAAACCUAGGUUUUGCACUAGGUUUUCUUUCUUUCUAUCUAUCUGCUUGCAGACGAUAUCUGUGCUUGAAGUUUUGCUUUGGAAUUCUGGAUCAUACGCUUGUUGGAAUUCUUGGUUGAUCUGCUUAUUGUGUUUUCCUUUUCCUUAA